This is a messenger RNA of Python bivittatus (Burmese python), 1857 nucleotides long. It is a transcript of the gene FAM180A, whose product is annotated as family with sequence similarity 180 member A. The record is from RefSeq and is a predicted model, not a curated record. Lineage: Eukaryota; Metazoa; Chordata; Lepidosauria; Squamata; Pythonidae.
UUAGUCUAGAGUGAGGUGCUGCUACUUCACCCUGUUAUACUCAUCACAUUUUGCAAAAGGAGGAGAGAGGAGAAAAAUUAACCAGCUGUCCCCUGGCAUACAAGAAAUCAGAUAGAAGCAGAGAAAUCUCUGCUUUGGAGAACUUGCGAUGCACCGGAAGAUACUGUUUCUGCUCUUGCUGUAUUAUAAUGCUCAUGGAAUUGUGCCCUCCAGGUGGAACCGAGCUAUGUUUUUCCCGUCAGCUCAACGUGUGAAGAGAUCCUCAGCAGCUCUUCUUAACCCGGUGCUUCAGAAGUCUCAGGAUGAUGUGGAUCUUCUAUUUGAGUUUCUUCUAGGUGAGCUGGAAAUUAGUGAUGACCUAAAAAUCACUGUCAAAGAUGAGGAACUUGCUUCAACCAGGAAGGCAAUGAUGUUUGACAUUCUGUGUAAUGAUGUUAUUCCAAAAAAUAUUACAGAAAUACGCAGAUUAAGCUCCAGGCUGUCAGGCUACCCUGGGAUGCUAAAGAAGGAAGAUUUUGAAAGGACAGUGUUGACAAUGGUCUACACAGCAUACAGGACAGCUCAGUCCCAAGGACAUCAGAAAGACACCUGGGCAGAAUCCUUUGUAAAUCUUUACAAGCUUCUGAUGCAUGACUUGAAGUUGUCAUCCAGCCAAGCUCCAACAUCUCAGAGAACGUGAUGCACCAGGAACUUACUUUGAUUAUACCAAGAAUAUCUGCUUCUUCAUUUUGAUAAGUAAUAAAAGAAACAAACUUUAGAACUGCAGGCUUGAACAUAUUCCUUAUUCUCUAGCUCCUCCUAGAGGGAAUCUGUUGUAAAAUCUUCUGUAUUGUAUUACAGAUUGUAUUAAUUCCUACUCUAGAAGUUUUCCAAAUUAUCUGGUCUUGUUUUUGAAGUGUAACCAAUGGAUUAAGAAUCCUCUCUUGUUGUGUUUUUAUUUCAUUUCCAUCAUUAUCUUCCUUGUGUUUGUAUAGAUUAUAGCUCACACAGACUUUGCCCAGCCUUUAAUUGAAACAGUUAAGCUCAGCAAAGCUCUGCUCAUCCUUGUUUGGGAAUUAACCAAGUUUUCCAGGGUAUGGGGGAAUCAGAAAACUUUCAUUUUUUCUGAUCUCUUCUAAAAGAUCAGGGAGAAAAAAAUGCUGAUCUCAAUCGUUUUGGAAACUCCAUCCUGCUAUUUCCCUCAAAUUCAUUUUCUCCCUUUUUCUGUCAAGAAGUGUUGAUAGGAGAUGAAACAAUGGCUUCAGUUCAGAGAAAGGAAAGGACUAGAUUCUCUUCCUCUCUGAGCUUCUUUUCUUGUAGCUGAUACAUUAAUAGCACAGUGGAAACAAAGCUCAAGGGAACAUAAAAAAAGGUGUUUCUUCUGAAGCUUACGGCCACUGCACUGGGGAAUCUGGAUGUUUACUGUAUAACGGUAUUCUGAUUAAGCUAUUAUUAUUUCAGGUUCACUUAGAAAGAACUUCAUCUGUUUCCACAUUUCUACAGUGAAGUGCUGGGUGUUUUUUCUCUGGGGGAAUACAAUAAAGAAUACACUGAAGAAGAAUCAUGCUAUAGAAUUGCAAAGUAGAUUACUGUUACUUCCAGUCCAAAUGCUCUACCUCUACGUCUGUGAAAAUGCAUGCAGAGCAGGAUAGCUGUUUAGAUACAAAUACAUCAAAGGUAAAAGGCCUUGCUGAGAGCUUGCCUGAUUGAUCCCAGCCUUGCAGAAAGAUUCUGCUAAUUUAAAAUCAAGUCCAAUUAGAUUCUAGGGGUCUUACUUCCAACUAAGUUACACACAGGUUUGCAACCUCAAUUAAACUGUGUUAGUUCGUGAUUCGAUUUUCUCUGAACUGAAAUUUGCAAUCUCAAAUGGGAAAAAAA